Rubroshorea leprosula is the source of this 2021-nucleotide messenger RNA. NCBI's taxonomy places the organism in Eukaryota, Viridiplantae, Streptophyta, Magnoliopsida, Malvales, Dipterocarpaceae. The record is from the annotation of a GenBank genome assembly.
AACACUUAACAUAAGCUCCCGUUCUCUCUGCUAGGAAAAUCUGUUUUCCUCUGUUUUUAGCAGGAAAAAAAGGGGGGGAAAACCGAGAAAAUAAUGGCUAUCGAAAAUGGAGCUGAUGAUUAUACACAGGAUGGCACCGUGGACCUUAAGGGAAACCCAGUUAGUAGAUCCAAAAGAGGAGGAUGGACUGCUUGCUCCUUUGUUGUUGUGUAUGAAGUGUUUGAACGGAUGGCCUAUUAUGGCAUAUCUAGCAACCUUGUGCUAUAUUUAACAAGGAAGCUGCAUGAAGGCACUGUCAAGUCCGCCAACAAUGUGACCAACUGGGUUGGAACCAUUUGGAUGACCCCAAUCUUGGGUGCCUAUAUUGCUGAUGCCCAUCUAGGACGCUACUGGACCUUCGUAAUUGCUUCCAUAAUCUAUCUCUCUGGAAUGUCAUUGCUAACUUUAUCGGUGUCACUUCCUUCACUAAAACCACCACCAUGUACUCAAUCCAAUGUGGAGGAUUGCAAAAAAGCUUCAACUUUACAACUAGCAGCAUUCUUUGGUGCAUUAUACAUUUUAGCAGUGGGUACUGGCGGGACCAAGCCGAACAUUUCAACCAUUGGUGCGGACCAGUUUGAUGAUUUCCAUCCCAAGGAGAAGGCUCAUAAGCUAUCUUUCUUCAACUGGUGGAUGUUUAGCAUCUUUUUUGGGACACUAUUUGCCAACACGGUUCUGGUGUAUAUACAAGAUAAUGUGGGGUGGACCUUGGGCUAUGGCCUGCCUACUCUUGGGCUUUUGAUUUCUAUUGUGAUUUUCUUGGCAGGCACGCCCUUCUAUAGGCACAGGGUGCCCUCUGGAAGCCCCUUCACUAGGAUGGCUAGGGUCAUUGUGGCUGCCCUAAGGAAAUGGAGGGUCCCUCUUCCACGUGACCCUAAAGAACUCCAUGAACUUGACUUGGAAGAGUAUGCUAAGAAAGGGAAAUUCAGGAUUGAUUCAACUCCUACAUUGAGGUUCCUCAACAAAGCUUCUGUAAAAACAGAUUCCACUGAUCCAUGGAUGUUGUGCUCGGUAACCCAAGUAGAGGAAACAAAGCAAAUGUUGAGGAUGAUUCCUAUUAUGGUAGCUACAUUUAUUCCAAGCACCAUGAUUGCUCAAAUUGGUACCCUCUUUGUAAAACAGGGGACUACUCUUGAUAGAGCCAUUGGCAGCUUUGAGAUACCUCCAGCAAGCUUGGCAGGAUUUGUGACAUUAUCUAUGCUUACUUGUGUUGUUUUAUAUGAUCGGUUCUUUGUUGCAAUUAUGCAGAGGUUGACAAAGAACCCCAGAGGCAUAACCCUCCUUCAAAGAAUGGGGAUUGGUAUGGUUUUCCACAUCAUAAUCAUGAUGGUUGCAUCUUUCACUGAGAGGUAUAGAUUGAAAGUGGCCAGGGAACAUGGGUUGGUUGAAAAAGGGGACCAAAUUCCAUUAAGUAUAUUCAUUUUGCUUCCUCAAUUUGUGCUUAUGGGAAUGGCAGACGCAUUUUUAGAAGUGGCAAAGAUUGAGUUCUUCUACGAUCAAGCACCAGAAGGCAUGAAGAGUCUUGGGACAUCCUAUUCCACUACCAGUCUGGGAAUUGGAAAUUUUAUCAGUAGCUUUCUUCUUUCAACAGUUUCUGACAUCACAAGCAGGCAUGGUCACCAAGGAUGGAUUCUAAACAACCUGAAUGCUUCUCAUCUGGACUACUACUAUGCAUUUUUGGCAAUUCUAAACUUUUUGAACUUCUUCUUCUUCUUGGUUGUGAUCAAAUUUUAUGUGUACAAGACUGAAGUCUCGGAUUCAAUGCAAGUACUCACUGAAGCAUUGACAGUGAACAGAAUAAGGACAUCAAACCCACAAGAACCGAGGUCUCAAAUUCAAAAUGGUGCCAAUGAAUAUCAGAGUUUAAACUCAAUUUUAUGCGUUAGAGCUUCAAGUGAUUGAAUUCAAGGAACAAAGGAAAACAUGUAAAAUGGGCUCCCCUAUAUCCCUUUUUGAUACUGCAGUAAAAAUGAAUAGUGCUU